GCAUGGUUCGCGCUACGGUACGCCAUUUGUGUCUAGCAGCAAAAAGCGCGGACGGUGAAAAUAGUCGUAUAACAAGAGGAAGCUUGAUCCGGCAUUGAUGAUAACAGUCGACUGCACUGUUAGAUGUAAUUAUCGCAGGAUAUGAUAUGGAUAAAACAUUGAUAUCACCAAAGGAGGCUGAAAGUGACACCGGUGGGAAGGUGCAGCCAGACGAUGUGGAAAUGGAGGAAGGUAAAAUACCCAGUUCACCCCGCAGGACUGCUGAGCCCGAUGAAGCAGACGAGGAACUCGCUGAGAAGCUGCAGCCAGACUCCAUACCUGAAGAUGGGGAUAACCUCUGCACCAUUUGUGGCUUCUCAGCCAAAUGCCCAAGGUCACUGAAGAUUCACUAUGCACGAAAGCAUGGAAAGAACUCAAAGGACAGUGAUAAAACUGCAAAGCCAGCUGCAAAAAGUGAAAAUAUCAGUGAUGUCAGUCCACCUGAAAACCAACAGGAGGAAGACAUGGAGAUAGAAAGUGGUGCUGAGGUUAAACAAAACCAGGAGUCGGAUUUUUUGGAAUUGAGAUCAGCAGCCAGUGACAAUGGCACGAACACAAAGAGUUUAACUAAAAAGCAAAGCGUAUUUGACAAACAGCAGGCAGAUCAAGAGGAGGGGAUCCCUACCCAAGAAAGAAGAGUAAGCAAGCGAACCCCCAAACCUAAGAUGAUUCACUCUUGCAACUACUGUGGGCAGGAAUUUAGGGACAAGGCUCCUUUAGAUGUUCAUAUUCAGAGAUACCACACCAAAGACACCCCAUACACAUUUGAUGCUGAUGAGAACAUGGAUGAUGAAGAGGAAACCGAGGAUUCUGGCAACUCUGUGAAGGCUACUCCAACACGAGUGGCGCCCAAACAUCCGCACAGCAGGUUCCAGCUGAAGUGUGCACACUGUGAUUUUAGGGUCAGUACCCCUGCGCUGCUAGAGAGCCACGCUCGAGUCAAACACGUGGACAAGGAGUGGUACCGCUGCAAAUUGUGUAACUUUUUUUCGGCCACUCCCGAGUGGAUGGAUACUCACCUGUCCUCAGAUAGCCACAUGCAGCAGCAGAAAGGGAGGAAAAGUGGGGAAUCUUCCUCAUUUGAAGUCUACGUUGAGUGUGUAAACAGAGACAGUGCUGAGGAUGGUGCAAAUAUAGAUGAUGACACUGGUAGGGCUGAUAGGGCUGAUGGAGAAGGGGUAGCUACUUUGACAGAAGGAGACCAGGAAACUGAAGACGCAGUGGAGGCUGCUAAAGCUGUGUUGGUGGAGGUGGAAGAUUUAGAGCUUGAACCCCCAAGAAAGAAAAGAGGAAGACCGAAGCAGGGGUCCACGACCACUUGUGGAUACUGUGGCCUGGUUGUGUCCAAUGCCACCAACCUCAGUGUUCAUGUUCGCCGUAAACACAGCAAGGAGUAUGGAUACAGCUGCACUCUGUGCAACUACAGCUGCGUCACUAAAGGAGACAUGGAUCGUCACUGUAUCACGAAGAAACAUGUUAGACGUACACAAGAGUGUGCCAAUAAAAACCCAGUUAACAAUCACACAAGUGCGUCACCGCAAGAACCCGCAAGUAUACAAGCCGAGGAACCAAAUGCAGCCUCACAGACCACCGACAAAGAGCAGGAAUACAACAGCACAGCCUCUAAAGAACAGAGCAGUGAAGAGCCGAGUCAGUCAGACACAAGCCAGAAAAAAAGUAAAUAUGACUCUGUUAAUGCUUGUAGCCACUGCGAUUUUGUUGCUCAAUCAAUCCCUUCCCUCCAUCUCCACGUCAAGAGAAAGCACACCAAAGAUUUUGAGUAUGUCUGUCUAGCAUGUAGCUACUAUGCCGUAACUAGCAGGGAAAUGUCUCGCCACGCAAACACAGAGAAACACAAACAGAAGAGCCAGAAAUACUUGGAGCCGGUGGGGGGUGAGGGACAAAGAGCUUUGGCACUUCCGUUGAAGCUGAAGCAGGUCAUUGAGCUCGGUGGGGAAAACUCUAAACCUGAAUGUGAACCACCUAGCCCCACAAAAGAGUCUGAAUCUUGUUCUGACGACAGUCAAGCUAUGGAAAGUCAGAAUACAGAUGCACCCUCCGUCACGACAGGACCUGUCGAUGCUGUGGUUAGGGUCACUGGUAGUGCAGAUGAGAAGCAAGCAGAGAAUAUUACAUCUAACUCUGGUGGCGAAUCAGAUCCAACCGACCAGACUAUUAGCCUUACAGUACUGUCUGAACCCCAGCAGGCUCCAGCAGACCUUCAGCCUGCAGUUGACCAGUCUGCACAGCAAGAGAGCCAGGAGGAAGGGGGUAAACAGGCAGACGAUGAACACUUAAAUGCAGAUGUGGUGAUUGUAGAAGCAAAAAGUGACAGCUCUCAUUCAGAUACACAAAUGUCCAAAGCCCUUCCCUUUGAUGCCUGCAUUGUAUCCAUGAAGGCCCUUGCUGAGCAGGAACAGGCAAUGCAGGAAGGUCUAUCUCUGGAAGGCGAGGCUACUGUGAUAUGUCUGACUGGAGGCUCACCAGUGCCUUCUGGCCACCCAGCCCCCAGCUCUCCAUAUGUUAAGAAGCUCAAGCCCAAGGAAGUGAAGGUGAGAGAAGAAGCCAAAGGAAGCAGCUGUCGCAUACGUUGCGAGGACUGUGGCUUCAUGGCAGACGGCAUCAGUGGUCUCAACGUCCACAUCUCAAUGAAGCAUCCAUCCAAGGAGAAGCAUUUCCACUGCCUGGUGUGCGGUAAAUCGUUCUACACCGAAAGCAACCUGCACCAACACCUGACCAGCGCUGCCCACCUACGCAACGAGCAGAAUAGCGUGGAGGAGCUGCCUGAAGGGGGAGCGAGCUUCAAGUGUGUGAAGUGCACGGACCGCUUCGAAACGGAGCAGGAUCUGUUUGUUCACAUUAAGGAGAAGCAUGAGGAGCUCCUCAGGGAGGUCAACAAGUACGUGUUGGAGGACACGGAGCAGAUCAACCGUGAGCGUGAGGAGAACCAGGGCAGCGUGUGCAAAUACUGUGGCAAGGUGUGCAAGAGCAGCAACUCAAUGGCCUUCCUGGCACACAUCCGUACACACACAGGAUCUAAGCCCUUCAGGUGUAAGAUCUGCAACUUCGCAACAGCUCAGCUGGGAGACGCCAGGAACCACGUGAAGAGACACCUGGGCAUGCGAGAGUACAAAUGUGACAUCUGUGGAUGGGCCUUUGUGAUGAAGAAACAUCUCAGCACCCACCUACUGGGAAAACAUGGAGUUGGACAGCGUAAAGAGAGGAAGUUUGAAUGUGAGUUGUGUGAACGCUCCUUCAGUGAAAAAUGGGCCCUAAACAACCACAUGAAACUGCACAGUGGGGAGAAACCGUAUAAGUGUGCCUGGCCGUCCUGCCACUACGCCUUCCUCAACCUGUCAGCCAUGAAGGACCACUACAGGACACACACUGGAGAGAAGUCUUACCUCUGUGACCUGUGUGGUUUUGCGGGAGGCACAAGACACGCCCUCACCAAACACAGGCGCCAACACACGGGAGAAAGGCCCUUCAAAUGCAAGCUCUGCAACUUCGCCUCCACCACACAGUCCCACCUAUCGCGGCACAAGCGCGUUCACACCGGGGAGAAACCGUACCGCUGCCCCUGGUGCGACUACAGAUCUAACUGUGCUGAGAAUAUCCGGAAGCACAUUCUCCAUACGGGAAAACACGAGGGUGUGAAGAUGUACAACUGUCCCAAAUGUAACUACGCCACCAACUCUCCCAUGGAGUUCAGAAACCACCUGAAGGAGAAUCACCCUGAUAUUGAGAACCCAGACCUCGCCUACCUACAUGCAGGUAUUGUGUCCAAGUCUUUCGAGUGUCGUCUGAAGGGCCAGGGGGCCACAUUUGUGGAGGCAGAGGCCAUGGGAUCUCCUGUGCACAGGAAGGGCUCAUCAGAUGCGUCCGGGCACGAUGAGCAAGUCCAGCAGGUCAUCAUCAUCCAGGGGUACGGCGGCGGGGAGGUAGCCAUCGACCAGGCCCUGGAGGAGUCGGCUGCUGCCACCCUGCAGACAUUGGCCAUGGCUGGCCAGGUGGCCGAAGUGCUGCACAUCACCGAGGACGGACAAGUCAUAGCCUCAGGCAGGGAAGUAGCAUCUGCGGGGGCUCACCUGGCCGGAGGCAGCACCCAGUUCGUGGUGCUAGAGUCAGGGGAGGCCAGGGAAGAUCUGCAGGCCGUGGCCAGAGGAGGGGUGACGGUCACAGCCGCAGGAAAAAGCCGCAUUGUUUCCGAGUCGUCCACGGCUCUGGAUGCUCUGCUCAGCGCCGUCAGCGAAAUGGGCCAUCAGGAGGAAAUGCAAGGAGAGGCAGCCGUCAUUCAUGAAGUCCUGACCCCUGAGAUAGCCGAGGCUGUGCAGAGUGAACUGCAGUCGGAGGUGAAACAGGAGCAGGAGGAGGUGCAGGUCAUCCAGGAGACCGGCCAGGAGGAGAUGCAGGAGGUGCUGCAGCUCGCGGCGUCACAGAUGAUGAAGGAAGGUCUGACCCAGGUCAUCGUCAAUGACGAAGGCACUCACUACAUUGUGACGGAGCUGGACAACUGCACCUUACAGGUGGAGGAAGGCGUGUAUGGAGAGGCUGGGGCAGGUGACGCAGAGGUGCAGCAGGCGGAGCAGCAGGCUGGAGAAGAAAUGGUGGUUUAUUUGGAUGGAGCCCCUCAUAAUAUAGUCCUGGAAGGGUAGAAGAGAUAGAGGUAGAGAUUUGUCAUUUAAUUUUAGUUUUCCAUGUUUAAUUCUGUUAAAGCCGCAUUAGGCCAAAUGUUUGCCAGGAAUUCAGUCUUUUACAGUCUUCCUCUCCCUUUCUUCCCUGUUAAUUUCACCCUGUUUGAUCCUCUUUUUUUUUUGCAUCUCUUUUUACUGUCUUCUCUUGGGCUAUGCCGAACUCAGGUUAAACAUCAUUUAUUUAGACGGACAGUGAAGGAAAGAGGUUUUGGUGCUAAGUGAGCUAACUUGCAAUCGUCACAACCACCAAGAGUAUAUUAACAACUUGAUUAAUGCCAUGCAAGAAAAUCAAUAUAUUUCCUCCUUAAAUAUUUUUUAAAAUAUGCAUCUAAUAUUCUGAGAAUGAAAUGGCUCACUAUUAAGGAAAAUGUGGAUUUUGCUCUAUAGAAAUAACAACAGGUUUAGGUUUUUUUGUUUUGUUUUGUUUGGUCGAAUUUUGCUCAUGUGUCCUAUGACAGUUUGGUUUAUUAAUUUUCUUUCUAUUUUCUAACGUGUUUUCCCUCCAUCCUUUCUAAUGAUUAGUAUAUUAUCAGUUACAAACAUACAGUAGUUCCAGAACAGAUCUUCUAGAUGGUCUAUGUGCUUUUGUCAACCCCUUAUCUUUUCAAAAAACCUCUAAAAACAUUAAUUCUGUUUCAUUUGUGUCAAUAAAGAUUGAGCCUAAUUUUUAA
This is a messenger RNA of Seriola aureovittata, 5404 nucleotides long. It is a transcript of the gene znf407, whose product is annotated as zinc finger protein 407. Gene Ontology annotation, molecular function: nucleic acid binding; zinc ion binding. The record is from RefSeq and is a predicted model, not a curated record. Gene Ontology annotation, biological process: regulation of gene expression. NCBI's taxonomy places the organism in Eukaryota, Metazoa, Chordata, Actinopteri, Carangiformes, Carangidae. Gene Ontology annotation, cellular component: nucleus. The coding region runs from base 147 to 4694 and encodes 1515 amino acids. The transcript is spliced from 10 exons.